Messenger RNA from Neocloeon triangulifer, 2886 nucleotides. RefSeq names its product ABC transporter G family member 23-like. NCBI's taxonomy places the organism in Eukaryota, Metazoa, Arthropoda, Insecta, Ephemeroptera, Baetidae. Gene Ontology annotation, cellular component: membrane. Gene Ontology annotation, molecular function: ATP hydrolysis activity; ATP binding; ABC-type transporter activity. The coding region runs from base 318 to 2534 and encodes 738 amino acids. The record is from RefSeq and is a predicted model, not a curated record. The transcript is spliced from 16 exons.
GGCAGGAUUAGUCCACCUUUUGCCGCCGCACGUCCACGGCGAGCAUUUAAUCUGUCUAUUUCUGUAGCGCAGUGCGUGUGUGCAUUAUUACGAAAAUAGCAUAUCUCGGCAGUGAAAGUGCAGCGGGUGUGCAUAAAUUAUAUACACGGAGCUUGUUUUUUCGAGAAGAAAAUCAAAUCAGCGCACUGCGGAUGUUUCCUUUCCAGCGCCUAGUGCAAUUCCGUACUUUUGUUUUGAUUGAAUAAGAUUGUGAAGCGAAGCGGAAGAGGAGCGGCAGGAAAAAUUAUUUUGCUCUUACUCUGCAAAUAAGAGCCACCAUGGAGGUGACCCCGGCAGAGUCGACGGUGGCCACCGUGUCGCGGCCGCCGCUCAACUCGCAAGUGUCCACCCUGUGGCAGCGCAAGCAGAACGCCGUGUGCGUCCGCAGGGCCUGCAAGAGGUACGGCACCAACAGCAACCCGCACGUCGUCCUCGAAAACCUCAACAUGACCGUGCCAAAGGGAUCAAUAUACGGAUUGCUCGGAGCGAGUGGUUGUGGCAAAACGACCCUGCUGACGUGCAUAAUCGGUCGUCGCCGUUUGAACACGGGCGAAAUUUGGGUCUUGGGAGGCAAACCUGGUCAGCCCGGCACCGGCGUCCCAGGUCCCCGCGUCGGCUACAUGCCUCAGGACAUCGCCCUCAACGGCGAGUUCUCCAUUAGCGAGACGUUGAUGUACUUCGGCUGGAUCUUCGGACUGGACACUGAGAAGAUCGAAGAACGGCUCACUUUCCUGCUCAAAUUCUUAGAACUGCCCUCCAAGAAUCGUCUGGUCAAGACCCUCAGUGGAGGCCAACAAAGAAGAGUUUCUUUGGCGGCCGCGCUGGUGCACGACCCUGAACUCCUUAUUCUCGACGAACCGACUGUUGGGGUGGAUCCAGUUUUGCGUCAAAACAUCUGGGAGCACCUAAUUGCCAUUACCAAGGAUGGAAACAAGACUGUGAUCAUCACAACUCAUUACAUUGAAGAAGCUCGUCAGGCACACGCUAUUGGUUUGAUGCGUGGUGGCCGAUUGCUGGCCGAGCAGUCGCCGGACAAUAUGCUGAUCAAUUUCGGCUGUGAUAGCCUGGAAGAAGUUUUCCUCAAGUUGAGCCGAGAGCAAACGAAGAACCAGCAAAAUUCCAUCGAGGCCGCCAGCUCGGCCCACUCAGUCCCAAUUGCUGGUGGUCCGAUGGAGGCGUCGGUCGAUCCAGUAGUCGAAAAUAAAGAAGUGUCCCCACAGGAGGAGGAAGACUUCACGUACAAACAAGAUGAGAGUCCCCAGUCCAGUUGGAAAAAGAAUUUGAAAUUGUCUUCGGCCAACAUCUUUAAAGCACUUCUGUGGAAAAAUUUCAUGUGGUUCUGGAGAAAUCCUGGAAUCAUCCUGUUUGUGGUCGGCCUGCCGAUUAUCCAAGUGGUCUUGUUCUGCACGGCCGUCGGCAGAGACCCGGCCGGUCUCACGCUGGCCGUCGUCAACCACGACCAGGCGAUGGGAAUGCCCUGCCCGAAGGACCUCAGCGGAUGCAACCUGACGCACAUGGCCUGUCGGUAUUUGGACCAUUUAGGAGAAUUUCCAGUUGUUCAAGAGUUGUUCCCAGACGUAGAAAGUGCUCAGGAGGCCGUGAGAAAAGGUCACGCGUGGGGUGCCCUUUACUUUACUGACAACUACACGGACGCCCUGGUUGCCAGGGCGGCCCUGUGGAAAGACGCCGACAACGAGACCCUGGACCAGAGCGAAAUGCGAGUUUGGCUCGAUUUAUCAAACAAACACAUCGGUUUGAUGCUUCAGCGAUAUCUUCACCAGUCGUACACGUCCUUCAUGAAGGACCUCUUGACCGCCUGCAAUGAAAACACCGAACUGGUCGAAGUCCCUGUCAAAUUUUUGAAGCCAAUUUAUGGACCGGCAGUUCCAAAUUUCACGGAUUUUGCUGCUCCAGGAGUUAUGCUCACCAUCAUUUUCUUCUUGGCCGUAGCCCUGAUGUCUGGGGCCAUGAUUAUUGAGCGGGUCGAGGGAUUAUUGGAGCGCAGCCUCGUGUGCGGAAUCACGCCGCUCGAGAUUUUGGCCUCUCACGUGGUGACCCAGUUCGUGGUGAUGACGGUCCAGUGCGGCCUGGUCAUUUUGUUCACGUUGACCAUUUUCAAAAUCACGUGCGAGGGACCCAUUUACCUGGUCGCCAUCAUGCUCCUCCUCCAGGGACUCUGCGGCAUGUGCUUCGGCAUGGUGAUUUCCUGCUUGUGUGAAAAUGAAAGAACGGCCACCUAUUUGGGCCUCGGAAGUUUCCUUCCUAUUGUGAUGCUCUGUGGAAUUAUCUGGCCGGUUGAGGGAAUGAAUUACUACCUGCGCACCAUGAGUUCCAUCUUGCCCCUGACCUACCCGACCGAAUCGAUGAGGAGCAUCUUGGCCAGAGGCUGGACCAUGGAGCAGCCCGUGGUUUACCAUGGCUUUAUCACCAUCCUCGUGUGGGUGCUCGUGUUUUCCUCGGCCAGCGUCAUCAUCCUCAAGUUCCGCAAAGGAUAGAAUUACGCUGAAUUUAUACACAAAGCAGUCUUUUGCAAAAGGGGAAAGUUCAGAAAGAAUUGUCUGCUGUAAAUAACUUUUGGAAACAAAAAUAAGCUCAACCGCGACGAUCCCCAGCAGCGAGUCAAAGUAAAAAUGGAUAUAUAUUUUAAUUUCAAAGCAGAUAAAUAAAUUUAGUGGAUUUUUUUACAGGGUUUUAUUGUAUAUAAAAGUAUUAUUUAACAAAAAUAGGGUAAUAUUAUGUGGCGUAUAAUUAUUCAAAUCCACCUCUACCAGUGCCUUAAAUUUGUAAUUUAAUAACUUAAAAAUUUUAUAUUAUAAUAAAUAAUUAAAAAAUAAAAUACACCUUAAG